This is a messenger RNA of Salmo salar (Atlantic salmon), 4750 nucleotides long. RefSeq names its product BAG cochaperone 5 (gene bag5). Gene Ontology annotation, molecular function: protein-folding chaperone binding; adenyl-nucleotide exchange factor activity. Lineage: Eukaryota; Metazoa; Chordata; Actinopteri; Salmoniformes; Salmonidae. The record is from RefSeq and is a predicted model, not a curated record. Gene Ontology annotation, cellular component: membrane; nucleus; cytoplasm. Gene Ontology annotation, biological process: regulation of inclusion body assembly; protein stabilization; negative regulation of protein ubiquitination.
AUGUUGCAUUUAUAUUUUUAUUCAGUGUACAUUUAAAUUGUGUUUUAAUGCAAUUUUGUCCCACCCUGCUCCAUUUCAAAUUUGGCUCCCAGUGUAUCUUUACUUCCGGGCUAUUUUGAUGCAACUUGCAAUUCCUUCUCUGUAUGCUCCUAGGUCACAGUUAGUGAUGCAAUGGUAAAACAAUGGGUGGAUUAACGCUGAUUGUGCUGCAUUUACCCUCCACUAAACCACUGGUCAUAGUGCUUACAAAUAUGGCCAUUGGCCAAGGUUUUAUUCAGGGUCACACUAUCUCAUAUUCAGUAGGCAGCAAACAGAGAAGAUACCUGGGACCUAUUCAGGUUCAAAUGUUGCAGAUACAGGCUAAAUAUGAACGGACACAAUUACCUGUCAUAUUCUGCAUUACACACCAUAUGUAGGGGGCCCAAGACUGACCAUCGGUCAUUCAGUGGUCAACCAUCCUCCACAGUCCCCAUGAUGUGUUCUACACCGUUGCCAGUAGGUGGUUAUGAAUCAUGGUCAAAUUUUCCGAAUCUAUAUGUCUUGGCCGACCAUUGCUCAAUUCUUGUAGUCUGUUCUAGGCUAUACACUUCUGUCUGAAUGUCCUGCAAUAUAUUCUCCUGAAUUUAAGCCCCUGGGCCGUAACUAAUCCAUUUUGUGUACAGGCAGUUUUACCUCUUGAAUCCUGUAUGGAUAUGGAAGUUGGCAUAAAAUAUUUAGAAAAAUUUGAUCUAUGUCAUUGUGGUAUUCCAUCAGCACCUUAGUUGGUCUCACGUUUCUGCCAGAGAUGCCAAGUGCUUGAUAUCCCAUGUAAAUACAAUACAUUUCAAAUUGUUUUUAAUAGGAAAUAUAACAUCAAACUCCUGCGCAACUCUGUAUACGAUCCCUUUGUACAGUCCAUUGAAGACUAGUUUAUGACGCGCGUGAACAAACCCUCUGAAUUGAUGCGUGGGAGGGGCAACACCGCAGUGCAUAGUGCUGUUGGACUGUACCGAGGAGAAUCAGCCAUUGAAAACAAAUAAUCGUUACAUACCUACAUAAAGAGAAAGGAUACGUAUUUGGAUGACACAACAUCGAUUAUGAUCAUUGUUGGCUAGCUGAUGGAAACGGACAUCUUUAGAAAUGUGCGCGAAUGUCUUUGGCGCUUUGAAAAGCUUGUUUGGAAAGCCCUUUGAUGGUGGAAAGAGGAUGGACCAUGGCAGCCAGCAGCAGCACCCAGCCAUGAUACGACUCUAUGAGGUCCAGCGGGAGGUCCAGUCUCUGGGCCCUCAGGUGUGCACCUUCAGUGGGUUGAAGAACGAGCGGGAGUAUCGACGGCUGGAGCGCGAGCUGACCCGGCUGCUCCUGGAGGUGGACCAGGUGGACACGGAGGGCAGGGCAGACCUACAGGGGGCACGCAAGAGAGCAGCCCAGGAGGUGGAGGGGCUGCUGCGCUACCUUGAGGAGAACGCCACCCACCCGUCCCGCCUGGCCAUCGAGGAGCUGAGCCGGGAGGCCCAGAGGCUGGUGGAGCAGGGGGUGGUGGAACCGCAGCGGGCCGGGGGCACAGCAGAGAUCAGUGAUGAGCUGGUGGAUGCCGUGCAGGAGCUGAUACUGAGGCUUACCCAGGUGAAGACAGGAGGAAGUGUACCCCUCCGUAAGGCUCGCUAUCGGGCCCUGACACGACUGUGUGCCGUGCAGGACGUGAUCGAGGGGCGCACGCGCCAGCAGACCCUCCCCCUGUCAGAAGACACGCACGUGGCCGUGCAGAGGAUCAACCAGGUGAUGGUGCAGGUGAGUGGGGCGCGCAGCCAGCUGGUGGCACUGCUGAUGGGGCUGAGUGGGAGGGAUAGCUGUGCCCACCUGUCCCGCGUGCUCACUGAGCUCCUGGUGGAGCUGGACGCCCUGGAUGUGUCGGGGAACGCAGCGGUCCGGAACUACCGCAAACAGGUGGUGGAGGAGAUCAACGGCCUGCUCAAACACCUGGACCUGGAGGGAGAGGGAGACGACACCCGCAGGUAUGACUUGGCGCAGAAUGACUCAAUCCGUCAGAUUGAGGCGGUGCGGGGUCGGGUGGGCCAGCUGCGCGGGGAGGUCCUGCGACACUGUGGGGUGGGCGACCUCUUCAGGCCCAAGCCUGAGCUCCAGAGUCUCCUCACACACCUGGACCAGGUGGACACGGCCCGUAACCCCUGUAUCCGUGAGGCCCGCCGACGCGCUGUGCUAGAGGUCCAGGCUGUCAUCACCUUCCUGGACCUCCGUGAGGCCCUGAUCUGCCGCCAGCCCGGCUCCAACGAGCCCCCACAACACAGGGCUGUGUGGAUGGUCCUGGGCAGCCUGUCAGACCUCCAGGCCCAGGUACUCUGCUUCAACGGCAAGCGGGCCGACAAGAGCUACAUAUUGCUUGAGGAGCUUCUAACUAAACAGCUGCUGGCCCUGGAUGCAGUUGACCCACAGGGUGAUGAGAUGACCAAAGUGGCCCGCAAGCAGGCAGUCAAGUUUGCCCAGAACAUCCUCAGCUAUCUGGACAUGAAGACAGACGAGUGGGAAUACUAAUCCACUGGAAAAGACUAUACAUAGCUGAAGUAUGCGUCCGCCGACCUAUUAAAUUGUAUAUAUACACUGGUGUAUCAUCACUCUAAGAGUUGGGGUCUGUACAUUUUGACUAAAUCCCAGAAUUCACUGCAGCAGCGCUUUUGGUCUCUUUGUUGUCAUUGUCACUGGCCUGUGGGUAAAAAAACCAACCCAAGAACAUUUUUGUGAAAUACAAUUUGGAGAAAAGUGUUAUGACGUGCUUUUGAAAGUUUAUUGAGCAUCUUUUUGAAAUCUACUGUAUGUGUAUGAGUUUUGAUCAGUGUUGUUGUGUGGUUGUAAAGCCUGCGGCCAAAAGCACUGAAGCCUGUUAUGGUGGUGGUCAGAGUAGUUAAGAUCCAAUCACGUCAUCUGUUUUUCAAAAGCAGGAGUGGGACUAGAGUAAUUACAUCUCAAUGGUAUCCAUGUUUUGCUUGACUACUUUGGAGGUCAGUUGUAAAUUAACCCAAACGAUGUCUGUGAUGUCUCAAAAUACUUCUUUACCGAGAUGAACAGAGAGUGUACAUCAGCACUGUGAGACAAGAUCUUCACCUGUUCAUUUUGCUUCUCCUCUGCUCCCUUUCUUCCUUUAAUCAACACUUCUGAGGCAAACUCCCCUAACCAUGGCUGGACACACCAGUCUCUGGCAACUGUUCAGAUGACAAAUGAAAAGGAGAGCUUAUUCAUGGCUUUACCCACUGUCCUACAAUAAUGAAGAUGGGCAUGGAACUCAGUGAAGUUAAACGGCCUGUGAGAUCCUUUGUCAACUUGGAGGGUUAGUUAAAGGCCUAGUUGUAAAGACUGAAUAUUUGUAGACAUGAUAAAUUACUAUGUUUGUCUGUAAUUUGUAGCUAAAUGUUGAUUGUGACUUGUGUGUUUGUGAGGCUAUAUCCUGUCUGCAUUGAAUUUAGUGAAGGGGAAAAACAGUGUGGAGGUGGUUUUGUUUUUGUCUGUGACUUUUCUAUUGUCAGAGGAGUGUGUCUGGGAGCCCUGGUGAGGGUCACUGAUUUUACGUUACUAUUAUUAUAGCUGUUGACAGUGAUCACAGUGGACAGGGCAGUCUAAAACCGCUUCAGCAGAGGUAGGAAGCUAUUAGUAAAAAAAAUCUGUGUCUUUCCUUUCACCCCCCUUCUGGUGUUUUUAUCCCAAACAAAGCAGCCCCCACCAUACUCCACACACAAGCUAGGGAGGGACUGGCUGCUACCUUUUACAAAAGAAUCCUGAAUGCACAAAGACAAGAAAAAGCACUAAAUGGGUGACUGAGGAGCACCUAGGAAAUUGUCACCGUGAGAAAUUUGCACUUUUUACACAUUUUCAGCAUUAUACCUCAGCUGUUAAUAAAUGGACCCCUGCAUGCCUGGUAGAUAGCCCUAAGUACUAACAGAGCAUAAACAGUCCUCAGUUAACUCCCACAGAACUCCCAGACUCUCAACACGACAGGGGUUAUUCAACCCUUCCCCUGCUGCUGUUGAAGAACAUAUGGCACAAAAACAGUGAAAUCCAGCUACACGGUCAUGGGAUGUCUGACUCAUAAGUGAGAUAAUGAUUCGAUUAGACAGUGUUCAGUGUGGCCUUCAUGUAAUGGGUGUUUGUUCACACAGCAAACCUAAUGCUGUCUCAAAUUAACCAACCCUGCCAGAUCAGAGGCUAACACUAGCUACUGUUAUAAUUCUCCUCUUGAUCUGCUCACGUACCAGUAGGUGUGAUUAUCAACGCACAGUUGCACACAACCUUGCAAAAAUAGAACAAACCUCUUAUCUGAAAGCAAUGCAAGGUGUUCUAUCUGAACUAUGUAUGCAUCAGUUGCAUCCCGUGUUUGAAAAUGCAUUGAACAUUUUAGGGGUAGAAUGUAUCAUUUUGUCAGUGAAGAAUGUUAUAAGUUUGUUUUAUUUUUCCAAGUACCAAAGCUGAUUUAUUUUAAGGAAACUUUUUAUGUUCCUUACUCUGUGGUGGACCUUUUGGUUUGCUUACUUUGCAAAUGGCAGGAAUGUGUCUGUGGGGUACAGUAUUAAAUGUUUUAAUUUGACGAUCUGUUUCUCCAGUCGCCUUUGACUAAGUGGAUUGUGACAGGCUUUGCUGUGUUUCUCAUACAAGAUGCACGUGUACAAACGCACACUGAGGUUUAAAUGAUGUGUGAAUGCUUCAAUAAUAGGUUUGUUAGACUUUUUAUUCCGACUCCAAAAUAAAAAAGGUGUGUUCCGGA